AUGAACAAUCUAGUUGGAGUACUAACCCGUUUCAGACAAGAGAAAAUUGCUCUGAUUGCUGAUAUCGAGGCAAUGUUUCAUCAAGUGCGCGUGUGUGAAAAUGACUGCGACGCUCUUCGCUUCCUAUGGUGGCCUGGAGGGGACAUAACUAAACCUCCGAAGAUAAAUUGUAUGCAAGUCCACUUGUUCGGUGCUACAUCCUCCCCAAGCUGUACAGCAUAUGCACUUAAACGAACAGCCGCUGAUAAUGCUAAUAGUUAUGAACCGGAAGUUAUAUCAACAGUUAACAAAAAUUUCUAUGUGGACGACUAUUUAAAAUCCGUAUCAUCUGAAAAGAAGGCAGUGAAACUUGCGAGAGAUUUACAAUCAUUGAUGAGUUUAGGUGGUUUCAGGUUGACUAAAUGGCUCAGUAACAGUAGGAAGGUUAUAGAUUUGAUAUCUGAGGCAGAGCGUGCCCCAUCAGUCGUCAAGCUUGAACCUGGUACCUCUCUCCCUAGCGAUCGUGCUUUAGGUGUGAUGUGGAAUGUUAACGACGAUACACUCAGUUUCAAGGUUAAGUUGACAGAUAAACCUCUGACGAGACGUGGAAUAUUAUCAGUUGUUAGCUCCAUAUUCGAUCCACUAGGACUUGCAUCACCAGUAACAUUACAAGCAAAAGCCAUCAUACAGGAACUCUGCAAAGAGAAACUAGGAUGGGAUGAAGAAAUACCAUAG
This is a messenger RNA of Mercenaria mercenaria, 714 nucleotides long. RefSeq lists its product as uncharacterized. The coding region runs from base 1 to 714 and encodes 237 amino acids. The transcript has a single exon. The record is from RefSeq and is a predicted model, not a curated record. NCBI's taxonomy places the organism in Eukaryota, Metazoa, Mollusca, Bivalvia, Venerida, Veneridae.